Messenger RNA from Stomoxys calcitrans (stable fly), 2414 nucleotides. RefSeq names its product mitochondrial thiamine pyrophosphate carrier (gene Tpc1). Bases 1143 to 2162 code for a protein of 339 amino acids. Gene Ontology annotation, biological process: thiamine pyrophosphate transmembrane transport. Lineage: Eukaryota; Metazoa; Arthropoda; Insecta; Diptera; Muscidae. Gene Ontology annotation, cellular component: mitochondrial inner membrane. Gene Ontology annotation, molecular function: thiamine transmembrane transporter activity. The record is from RefSeq and is a predicted model, not a curated record. The transcript has 3 exons.
CCCUGUGCGGUGGCAUUGUUGUUUUCCACUUUUGACGUAACCUUGUGCCUUGUGUGGUCAAUUUUUGGAAGAGAUCUUUGAGAACCUGUUCCGUAGCGGUUGGGUAUUAAAGCCUUACUCACGAAAGCGCUUUACACAUUGUUUUUACUCAAGCUAGGCCAUCCAUACUCAAGAUAAACAAAGAGAAAAGAAAGUGAGAAAAAGCUACUGAAAACAGAAGAUACCACGCAACAAAUCAAUUUAAACCGAGGAGGGCAGCAUAUAGCUUUCCUCCAAAAUGAAGAUGUACGCGCGCCUUAGUGUACAGGUGGUUUUAAGAUGUAACAGGCUAUGAGAUCGGAAUAUGUGAACAUUUGCGUAUUAUGUAGUGAAUUGUUUUUUUGUUGAUAUUUUUCUGUAGCGUAGACAGCUAAGAGUUCAUGCAGCCAACUUUUAUCAGUGCAUUCAUUGAUUUUGGUUAAACGUAAAUAAUAAUAAUUGUAUAGAGUUCCAGCAACGAGAAGUACACCACAACAACAGCCAGCCACAAGCAGCAAUUGGAAAUUUAUGAGACACACACAACAACAACAAUUGCAGCAUAAAGCAAAAACUUUCUUUUAUGCAUAUUGAAUAAUUGCAGUGUUUAUGCCAUACUGUGGAGUGCAGAGUGCGCGUGCAAACAUUUUCUAAGAAGUCAUUUACGCUUUGUGGCCGACUCGGAUGAUCUGCGUAGACAACCUCUAGCACUGGUUCGUUGGGGCUAUUACUUCACCAUAGCUACUACAUCCAAAAAUACCUUAGCGCAACAACAAAACCAACAGCAGCAAAUGACGCUUUUAACAACAACAAUAACGGCGGCAUCAAGCAAAUAAUAGUUGGACAACAAAAACAUUCAUUCAUGAUUUAGAGUAGAGGGCCAAAAACACGAAAACGAAAAAAAGUGAAACUCGGUUGGUUUUCAGUUGCGAGUUAAUGCUCGCACAAAGCGCACAAACUUUUAAACGAACGCUCGCUCGCUUGACUCCGUUUAAAACAGACCACAACAUCAAGCAACAAACAGGCUAAAUAAAGCUUUCUCAAUGUUCCUCAUAUAUUAUUAUUGGCAAACAAAUUGAUAUCUUUUUCGUAUUGUACCUAACAACCAACAAAAAAAAAACAAAAAGAUGACACCACAAGUCGGCAGCAAUUCAUCAGCAGCAGCUGCAGUGGCAGUGGAGCAGACAAAACCCACUGCCAAGAAACGUACCCACAGUAAACGCGAACAAUUACAUCAAAUUAUAUCUGGCGGUUUGGCUGCAGCCAUUACCAGAUCCACAUGCCAGCCAUUGGAUGUAUUGAAGAUACGCUUUCAGCUACAAGUGGAACCAAUUGGUAAAAGUGGCUUAAAAAAGUCCAAAUACAUUUCCAUUACCCAGGCGGUUAAGACCAUAUUUAAGGAGGAGGGUCUACUGGCCUUUUGGAAGGGUCACAAUCCGGCACAAGUGCUCAGUGUCAUGUAUGGCAUCUCUCAAUUUUGGACCUACGAACAGCUGAGUCUAUUCGCCAAGCAAACCACCUACCUCAAGGAUAAGCCAAAUCUAUCAAAUUUCAUUUGCGGUGCUGUAGCUGGAAGUGCAGCCGUUAUUGUCUCCACUCCCCUCGAUGUUAUACGCACACGUCUGAUAGCACAAGACACCAGCAAAGGAUAUCGAAAUGCGACACGUGCAGUCUCAUCGAUUAUACGCAACGAAGGACCUCGUGGCAUGUAUAGAGGGCUCUCAUCGGCCUUGCUACAGAUUACCCCAUUGAUGGGUUCAAAUUUUAUGUUUUAUCGAUUGUUUUCACAAUCGGCAUGCAAAGCUUUUCAUGUGGAAGAGAGAAGCAAACUACCCACCUGGACACUGCUUUUAAUGGGUGCCUCAUCUGGUAUGCUGUCCAAAACGAUUGUUUAUCCUUUUGACCUCAUAAAAAAACGUUUGCAAAUACAAGGAUUUGAAUCGAAUCGUCAGACUUUUGGUCAAAACAUACGCUGCACUGGUGUCUACAGUUGUCUGGUUGAGACCAUCAAGCAGGAAGGUGUUCGUGGGCUGUACAAAGGUGUUGCUCCUACUCUCUUGAAAUCCAGUUUAACGACAGCUCUAUAUUUUAGUAUUUACGAUAAGCUAAAGCAAAUACGCUGGACAUCCGAUGCAACAACAACAUAACGAUACAUUUAGAGAAUUAAUAUACAAGUUAUUGUUUGUAAUUGAUAGCAUGGUUAUAUUAGAUAUUUUCGAUUAGUUAAUUUGUUUUAGUGUAUAUUUAUGUUAUAUACAACUCUUUAUUUUUCUUUUAAGUUAAGUUUGCUUAAGUUAAACCUAAAUAUUCACUCCCACACACAGUGCACUUCCUUUCUUUAAAAAGAAACUCAAAGAAUCAAUGGUUGAUAUUUUUUUAAAUACAAUUUUUCCUUAAUA